Anoplophora glabripennis (Asian longhorned beetle) is the source of this 882-nucleotide messenger RNA. RefSeq names its product methyltransferase-like protein 23. The transcript has 2 exons. The record is from RefSeq and is a predicted model, not a curated record. Bases 173 to 865 code for a protein of 230 amino acids. Gene Ontology annotation, cellular component: nucleus; cytoplasm. Lineage: Eukaryota; Metazoa; Arthropoda; Insecta; Coleoptera; Cerambycidae.
AAAGACAAAAGUUCCUUGAUCUGCUCAGUGUUCCAACUUCCUAGCUGUGUAGAAUCUAGAAUUUUUUAUCACAUUUUUAGAGCACGAGGAGUUAAAUUUUCAGAUAAUUGUGAGUAUUUUGCUUUGUUAUGUGGCAUAAGUUUUUCGUUUGUGCUUGUCGAUUUGUACCCAAAUGUCAGAUGGAUCCACAGAGAAGCUGAAGAAAUUUGUGUUUUCUUCCAAAUAUAACGUCGGCGAAGCUCAGGAAGAAAAACUAGAAGUUGUUAUUCCUGAGCCGCUCCAGGCAAGUUACUCUUUUACCACUUGGUCAUCCGCACCUGUCUUGGCUUGGUUCUUGUGGGAAAAUCGACACGAACUUCCAGGUAAACGAGUGUUAGAACUAGGAGCUGGCACCGCCUUACCAGGAAUCGUAGCAGCUAAGUGUGGUGCCACAGUAACCUUGAGUGAAUCCGCAACUCUCCCAAAAUCUCUAUCGCACACAAAACACAGUUGCCAGUUGAAUAACCUGAUAAUAAACCAACACGUUCGAGUCAUCGGUCUCACUUGGGGGUUAUUCUUAAGCAACUUGGAUACUCUGGGUUGUAUAGAUUUAAUACUCGGUUCAGAUUGCUUCUUCGAACCUGCCAGUUUCGAAGACAUUCUAGUGACCGUAGCAUAUUUACUAGAGCUCAACGUAGAAGCGAAAUUUAUUUGUACGUACGAAGAACGCAGUUCCGAUUGGUCCAUAGAGCACUUGUUGGCAAAGUGGGAUCUGAGGUGUCAGGUGCAUGAUAUCAGCAAUUUGGGUACUUGUGCCGGCGUCGACAUCCACGAUUUGAUCGGGGGACACAGUAUUCACUUACUUGAAAUUUCCAGGGGGUCUUAAAUCGUAAUAUGGCUGGA